Messenger RNA from Rhagoletis zephyria (snowberry fruit fly), 456 nucleotides. NCBI's taxonomy places the organism in Eukaryota, Metazoa, Arthropoda, Insecta, Diptera, Tephritidae. The record is from RefSeq and is a predicted model, not a curated record.
AUGUCGCAAAUGCAGAAGAGACUUCAAAAAGAGCUUAUGUCCCUUAAAAAGGACCCACCUGCGGGUGUCAUAGUCGACGAUAUGAACAUAGAACCAGACUUGUCCAGCUGGAUUAUUGAAAUUGUUUGUCCGAAAGGCACUCUUUAUGAGGAAGAACGUUUUAAGCUGUCAUUUAAGUUCAAUGAAAAUUACCCUUUUGAUUCCCCCGAAGUCACAUUUACUGGCUCAAACAUUCCGAUUCACGAGCACGUGUACAGCAAUGGACACAUUUGUCUUUCAAUCCUCACCGAAGACUGGUCUCCCGCUUUGUCCGUCCAGUCUGUGUGCCUUAGCAUUCUUUCAAUGUUAGCUAGUUGCAAAGAAAAAAAGCGACCACCUGACAACGCGUUUUACGUGCGAACCUGCUCUAAAAAUCCCAAGAAGACCAAGUGGUUCUACCAUGAUGAUAAUGUUUGA